UACUCAGACCGUCUGGCCACGCGGGCUGCUCACUAAAUACCCACUAGGAGUUUCGGAAAGUGUUUAUUUUAUUUCGUCAUGGCGAAUGCAGGUAAACCUGAUUUACCCGAAGGUUACCUGGGUGCCCAAGGGUCAUUUGGAGAUCUUGGCCUCAGUGUCUCAAGCCACAGUGAUCCUUGUAUCACGAUCAGAGAAAACCAUUUGGAUAUUUCAUUCAACUGCAGUACGCCGGUAAAGUUUACACACCAGUUAAUUAACUGUGCCACGGAAAAGGAAAAUAAUGAGUAUGUGUUCACACAUACAAAGGACAAAACCGUGGUGUUUGUAAUACAACUUCCGGAAAUUGGUUACUACAAGCUCCAGCUAUUUGCUCUUCCUGUUACAGACGAGAGCAAAUCCCUUCCUAAUGUCUUCAAUUAUCUUAUCCAUUGUACUCGAGCAGUGCAGCCGGUGUACCCUUACCCCAAACAGUACGCCCAGUGGAAGGAAGGGUGUUUCCUGUACAAACCAUUAAUCCUACACAACGACUCCAAACUAACAAACAUUCAGUGGAGCGUGCAGGUGCCACACGCAAAGGGUGUGGCCGUUGUUGCUGACGGCGAGUGGUUCCACUUUGAAAAUCGAGGGGGACCGAUUUGGGAUGCGACGUUUAGUCUCGAUAAUCUCAGAGGCAAGAAUGCAAAGAUAACCUUGAACGCCAACCUUUCGGACGAUGAGACCAAGUACUGUACGUUACUGGAGUACAAGUUAUAGGCACCGAACAAAAGGCAAUACUUGUUUAUUACAUUAUAAUACAACGGAAAUAUAGGACAAUAUGAUAGAUAUUAAGGACCGAAGUGUGUGACAUACAUUCAGGUCUGGGAUAGUUUUUGGCAAUAUAGAACCUCAUAUGUAUACUGUUUUACAAGAUUUGCUUUCGCUGGAACAAAAGUACCAUACUUUAUUUAUUUGCUUAUGUAACGGCUCUUGAGGUCAAAUGCGAUGGUUGUUCUGCUGGCCCGUCGCUGAUGCUUAGUUGCUGUGUGAAUGUAGCGAGAGUUCCAUCACAUGGGAGAGGAUAGUUUCGUACUUUUUUGUAAAAGUCUAAAAUCGGUUCAGAAGUUUUUAACCAAAACAAUUUUUUUUGCCAAUUUACUUUUCAGUUGAAAUUUAUGUUUGGAGGUUUCACAAAAAACCUGGUUCGGAGUGUAUCGAGUGCCUUAAUACCAUUUCUCUCUGCUAGGCUCCGCCGAUUGGGUCAUUUUAGAGUGAGGUAUUGCGGAGAGUAGAAAACGACAACAGAUGAAUAAGUUUAUACAAUACGUGUUUAUUAAAAUUUUCUGUGAAAUUCACGACUAUGUCUAGUAGUCUAGCUAUCCGCCUUGAUGUGAUUUUACUAUUUUUUAUAAAUAUGAUAUAAUUCUAUUUGUAUUUUGUUUUUAAAUUUUCAUUUAUAGAUCAUUUUUGUUCUGUUUGCAUUGCUCAUUAUUGUUAGAGAAAUAAAUUGGAUAUAAAGCUC
Molecule: messenger RNA, 1498 nt
Organism: Ylistrum balloti
Lineage: Eukaryota; Metazoa; Mollusca; Bivalvia; Pectinida; Pectinidae
Exons: 2
Coding region: 79-753 (224 amino acids)
Source: RefSeq, a predicted model, not a curated record